Molecule: messenger RNA, 716 nt
Organism: Lacerta agilis (Sand lizard)
Lineage: Eukaryota; Metazoa; Chordata; Lepidosauria; Squamata; Lacertidae
Gene: STARD5
Product: StAR related lipid transfer domain containing 5
Exons: 6
Coding region: 57-689 (210 amino acids)
Molecular function (GO): lipid binding
Source: RefSeq, a predicted model, not a curated record
UCUGGGCCACCAGCCGGCGGCGGCGCCAGAGCCAUUUUGCCCUCCCGCUCGGCGACAUGGACUACCGGGAGGCUGCCAACUGGGCUGCAGAGCGCAUGCAGAGCUAUCGCAAGGACUGCAGCGGAUGGCGCAGCUGCAAGCGCACGAAUGAAGUUUCAAUAUCUUGGAGACCAUCAACUGAGUUUCGUGGAAACAUAUACAAAGCGGAAGGGAUUAUGCCUGCAAAACCGGAGGAUGUCUUUAAAUGUUUGAAACCAGAGACGGGUGGACUUCGAGAAAAAUGGGAUCCAAAUGUGAAGGAGAUUGAAGUCGUUGAAGAGAUUAGUGAAGAUGUUUCCAUAGUCAGAACUAUCACACCGUCGGCUUUUAUGAAGAUCAUCUCUCCGAGGGAGUUCAUAGAUGUUGUCCUAAUUAAGCGGGAUGAGGACGGAACCAUCACAUCUAAUGCAACCAAUGUGGAGCACCCCCUCUGCCAACCUCAACCAAGUUACGUGAGAGGCCUUAAUUAUCCCUGUGGCUGUUUCUGCAUCCCGGCCCCAGGGGAGCCAUGUAAGACGCAACUCCUCAGCUUCUUUCAGACAGACCUUGGCGGCAACCUUCCUCAAACAGUUGUGGAGUCCUUCUUCCCAAGCAGCAUGACCGGUUUUUACAGCAAUCUGACCAAAGCAGUGUUAAAAUUAGCAGCUUAAGCAAUUAAAAACAAAUAAACAAACAAA